AUGGAGAGUUCAAUGAGACUUGAAUACUUGAUGACUGUCUUUGCUGUAUCAGGAGGCAUGGUCCUUUUGUUUCAUCAAGUCAAUAAGCAUUUGUGCAACAAAUUCUUGAAGAAAUUUGAGUAUGAAAUUCGAGGGUCAGCGAAGCAUGAGGCAAAGAAGAGGGUGCGGUUUGCAAAAGACAUGGUGGAACUAAUUCCCAUGAAGAAUGUUCAGAGUGAUAGCAUCAACUUGGCAAGGGAACAAGAAGUGAUUGAGAAGGUUAUGGUUUUGGAUGAUGCUGAGAAUUGGAAGCAUGAUGAGAAAUCCAAGGAUGUCAUGCCUCCUAAUAGGGCAGUGAAGAAGCUCCUACCAGGGGACCAAUCUCUUCUUAGCACAGGUUUCAGGAACAUUGGAUACACAACACCUGAGGAUGUACUCCACGGUCAACUACCAGAAAAGGCAUCAUUGAUAUUUUCUGAAUUUUUACUCGAUUUGGUUUUCCUAUAUAACUCACUUCACUCACCUCUUUCUCCUUGCGCCAUGGCCAAACACAAGGGAAAACGUAACACCGCUCUCUCAUAA
Molecule: messenger RNA, 561 nt
Organism: Sphenostylis stenocarpa
Lineage: Eukaryota; Viridiplantae; Streptophyta; Magnoliopsida; Fabales; Fabaceae
Source: the annotation of a GenBank genome assembly